Molecule: messenger RNA, 876 nt
Organism: Drosophila busckii
Lineage: Eukaryota; Metazoa; Arthropoda; Insecta; Diptera; Drosophilidae
Exons: 2
Coding region: 70-681 (203 amino acids)
Source: RefSeq, a predicted model, not a curated record
CAGAACUAGCCAGACAGAGGCUGAGAGCUUAGCAGCAGUUUAUUAACUGAAAUAACAAAUUUUGCUAAGAUGCAGAUACAUCAGGCGAUACUGGCAGCCGGCGUGCUGGGCAUGCUGUUGGCCAUAGGUAGCUCGCUGCCCGUGCUGGACAUAAGCUCAGGCGUAGACAAUGCUACGCUGGAGCAGCUGCAAGCACAAGGCAAUGAUACGCCCAAGAAUCUCUACGUAGUCAAGGCAGUGGUCUAUGAGAUUGGCAUACUCACUGAGGUGGGCGACAAUGACACGGAUUUCGAGAGCCAGGAACGCGUGGACUUGACCUUCUAUGAUGCGCAUACAAAUCAAAGCCACAUUGAUCUGGGCAACAUACCGCUGCCCAUUCAGACAAAUGUUUCGGGUCAGGUGCUCACUGGCAUUGCGCCCAUCAAUAUUGGCGCCUUCAGCAGUCCACAGGAGCUGCUGCAGACGCUGCCACUCACUGGCAGCAUUGUCAAUAUUACGCACAGCGAUACGGCUUUCUAUCAGCUGACCAAGUCCAAUACCAGCGGCUUUGAGAAGCCACAGCUGCUCAGCGAGGACGCCUUGGCCAAGUUGACGCAUGCUGCGGAACUGUUUCCACCCAGCAGCAGCAUAGGUCAGUCCUUGGCUGCUGCCAGCGAUGCCACCAACGAGCUGGAGAACUAGUUAGAGACAUUAGCAGUGCAUUGGGGGCAACCCUUAGAAACUUAAGUUCAUUAGUCUAAGUAGUAGCUGCAGUGUUAGAAAAGACUGGAUGAGGACCUAGCCUAGUUUACACCCUUAGUCACCUAAACUACAUACAUUUGUUUUUUAUAAUAAUAAUAUGCUAUAAAAUAAAAUUUACACCAAGUGAUUGCUAGA